AUGGGAUAUACUUUUGCGAUUCUCGCUCUUCUCUUCCCAGCCGUGAUUAUCCUUCAUCUCUUCAUUGCUCCAUACACCAAAGUCGAGGAGUCGUUCCACAUCCAGGCUGUACAUGAUAUCUUGGCCAACGGAUUACCAAAUGGCUUUAAGGAUCUGACUCUCAACCGCGCCGACUAUGACCAUUUUUCUUUCCCGGGGGCUGUUCCCCGGAGCGCCGUUGGUGCUGCGGCUCUCGCUAUGCUCUCGAAGCCCGUGAUCUUGUUGAAUGAGGGGAUCAACCGACAGAUAUUAGCUCGAGCUAUCCUGGGCUUAGUCAACGCAUUCUCUCUAGCAGUUUACGCAAGAGGUCUGCGCCGUAGCUUCGGCCAGCCAACAGCUAUCUGGUACAUCCUACUCCAAGCAAGCCAGUUCCACUUGAUAUUCUACGCCUCAAGGCCACUAUCAAACAUGUUUGCCUUCAGCAUCACAACACUAGCAAUGUGUCUACUCCUCCCAAAUCCUCGUUCAAGAGUACAAGACCAAAAGCAAUGCAGCCUUGCACUGGUCCUCCUCACAACCGCAGGCGUAGUCUUCCGCUCCGAACUAGCCCUCCUAGUCGGAACACAGACUCUCUUUCUACUAGCAACAAGACGAAUCAUCCUUACACGUACCAUCAUUGCAGGCCUAAUAGGCCUAACAACCGGCCUAACCCUAACAGUCUACCUCGACAGCACCUUCUGGCAAACCUUCCCCCUCUGGCCAGAAUUCGAAGCCUUCCGCUUCAACGUGCUAGCAGGCCAAUCCUCAGAAUGGGGCACAGAACCAUGGCCAUUCUACUUCCUAAACUCCCUCCCCCGUCUCCUCCUCAAUCCCCUCUCCUACCUCCUCGCCAUCCCAGUCGCCCUACGCCAACCAGCAACGCGACCCCACGCACUGGCCCUUCUAACCCCGGCGCUUUCUUUCGUCACACUCUACAGCUUCCAGCCACACAAGGAAUGGCGAUUUAUUGUUUACAUCGUCCCAUCUCUUACGGCAGUAGCAGCCCUCGGCGCCGCGUAUCUCUGGACGCAUCGCUCGCGCUCGCUCUUCGCCCGUCUAGCGACUCGCACUCUGGCUGUAUCCACAUUCGUCGUGUUCUGUCUGUCGAAUUUCGUGCUCCUUCCGGCCUCCGCGGCAAAUUAUCCCGGUGGUCAGGCCCUUGUCGCUAUGCAUGUUCAACACUCGAGCCUCCAUGAUACGGACUUGCAUUCUGGGAAGACAAACCCUCCCAUCAAUGUUUACUUAGGUAAUCUCGCCUGCCAAACGGGUGUAACACGCUUCUUGCAACAAUCCCCGUCGUCCGGGUGGGUAUAUGACAAAACAGAAGACAAGGACGUUAAAUCCACGAGUGCGUUCUGGGACCGGUUUGAUUAUGUCGUUGUUGAGGCUGAUUACGAGGCUGGGUUCAUGGAUGCUGAUGAGAUGAGUCUUCGGCGUGCGCUCCCUGCUUCAGACUGGGAGAGGAUGCUUGUUGUGGAUUCGUUUGCGGGGAUUUCGGUUUUGAGGCCUGGGGUUCCUGCUAGUGGAACUGUUGAAAGGCGUGUUAUUGGUGCUGUUGCGGGUGAUCGUGCUGUUGAUUUGUUUGAGAGUCUGCGUGAGUAUGCGAGGAAGACUGUGUUGAGUGGGUGGUGGGUUGAGGUUAAGAUGAGGCCGAGAGCUCAGGUGUUGAAACGGGUGAGCUAG
This is a messenger RNA of Penicillium verrucosum, 1701 nucleotides long. RefSeq names its product dolichyl-P-Man:Man(7)GlcNAc(2)-PP-dolichol alpha-1,6-mannosyltransferase. The record is from RefSeq and is a predicted model, not a curated record. Gene Ontology annotation, cellular component: endoplasmic reticulum membrane. Bases 1 to 1701 code for a protein of 566 amino acids. Gene Ontology annotation, biological process: protein N-linked glycosylation. The transcript has 3 exons. Lineage: Eukaryota; Fungi; Ascomycota; Eurotiomycetes; Eurotiales; Aspergillaceae. Gene Ontology annotation, molecular function: alpha-1,6-mannosyltransferase activity.